Molecule: messenger RNA, 1525 nt
Organism: Ctenopharyngodon idella (grass carp)
Lineage: Eukaryota; Metazoa; Chordata; Actinopteri; Cypriniformes; Xenocyprididae
Gene: dck
Product: deoxycytidine kinase
Exons: 7
Coding region: 127-918 (263 amino acids)
Biological process (GO): nucleobase-containing compound metabolic process
Cellular component (GO): cytoplasm; mitochondrion
Molecular function (GO): deoxycytidine kinase activity; ATP binding
Source: RefSeq, a predicted model, not a curated record
CUGUUUCCGGUGGGAGGCACUUGCCGUUUAAGCGCCAGAAUUUGAUGUCCCGCCUGUUUUUCAUCGGGUGUCUGACUGUAACUGUUAGUGUUAUUGUACAUUUCUGCAUUACUGCAUCAAGAUAAAAUGUCUCCAACAGCCAAGAGAGCCUGUCCCAGUCCUCUGAAUGACAGUCUGGAGAAAAGACUUAAACGCAUCUCAGUUGAAGGCAACAUUGCGGCGGGUAAAUCUACUUUUGUUCGUCUGCUGGAGGAACAUGAUAGAGAAUGGGAGGUAGUACCGGAACCCAUCGCUAGAUGGUGCAAUGUACAAACUCAUCAAAACGAGUAUGAGGAAUUGACCACCUCUCAGAAGAGUGGAGGAAACGUGCUGCAGAUGAUGUACGAGAAGCCAGAGCGCUGGGCGUACACCUUCCAGAGCUACGCCUGCAUGAGCCGCAUCCGCUCGCAGAUCAAAUCCACCGACGGCAAACUCCGAGAGGUGGAGAAUACCGUGCAGUUCUUCGAGCGAUCGGUGUACAGCGACAGGUACAUCUUUGCCUCUAACCUCUAUGAGAGUGAGUGUUUGAAUGAAACCGAGUGGGCGAUCUAUCAGGACUGGCACAGCUGGCUGCAUAAGCAGUUUGGGAAGCACAUUGAGCUGGACGGCAUCAUCUACCUACGGGCAAAACCAGAGAGGUGUUUGGAGCGAUUGCAUUUGAGAGGAAGAGACGAGGAACAGGGAAUUCCACUGGAAUAUCUGGAGAAACUCCACUAUAAACAUGAGUGCUGGUUACAGCACAGGACUAUGAGUAUGGACUUUGAGUAUCUGAAUGAAGUGCCGGUUCUUACCCUGGAUGUUGAUGACGAUUUUAAAGGCGACAAGGUCAAGUGUGCUGAUAUGAUCGAGAAGGUAAAGGAAUUUCUGAUCACCCUGUGAUUAUGAUGAGAAAUGGUCCUUGAUGGACAGAAUCAUUUAACAUGGUCUAUUUUUUCCAUUUUGAAACUUCUGUGUGAAUAAGUAGUCCAUUUAGUACUUAUCCAUGUUUUUAUUUAAAUUUGUUUUUAGUUUUAUGUCUUUAUGAAUUUAAUAAUAAAUAAUUAUUUUUAAAGAACAUAUAUAAAGAAUGCUCUCUUGUGAACGUCAAGGCUCCAUUUCUUUGAUCAAAAAUACGUUAAAAACAGUAAUAUUGUGAAAUAUUAUUACAAUUUAAAAGAACUGUUUUCUAUUUAAAUAUGUUAAAAUGUAAUUUAUUCCUGUGAUCUGAAUUUUCAGCAUCAUUACUCCAGUCUUCAAUGUCACAUGAUUCCUCAGAAAUCGUUCUAAUAUGCUGAUUUGAUGCUCAAGAAACAUUUCUCAUUAUCAAUAUUGAAAACAGUUGUGCUGCACAAUAUUUUGUUGAAACCAUGAUAAACUUUUUCAUGCUCCUUUGAUUAAUACGAAGUUCAAAAGAACAGCAUUUAUUUGAAUUUAACAUUAUAAAUGUAUUUACUGUCACUUUUUAUUGGUUUAAAACAUCCUUGCUGAAUAAAAGUAUUAAUUUCUU